GAGAUGAAGGAGAUGGAUGGAUAGAUAGGAAACCAAAAAAUAUCACAUUUCUAGAGAGAGAGAAACUUCAUUAAGGAAAAAAAAAAACAGUGAGAGAGGAGAGAUCUCUGAGUUAAGUAACGAGUUUGGAGGAGGGAUUAGCUCGACUCGUGGUGUGGAGGCCAGUCACUGUUUCAAAGAUUAAGAUCGUUACCUCUCGAUCGGGUAUCUUGAAAUUGACGUUAAUUGUUCGAUUUAAUCCUCUCCUCUCUCCAUCGCUCUUUAAAGCCUCAACUUUUAACUGCUGUUUUUGUGAAAGAGAAAGAAAGACCUAAUUGAUCGGUUUGGCUUGCGGAUCUUUGUUUGGAUGCUGCUUUGCUUCCUCAGAUUUUAUCUCUGUGGAAGCUUUAACUUCGUGUAAAUGGAACUAACGCUAGCACUAUGGAAGGCGUUUGGGAAAUAGCGAAGCAAUUAAAGCAUCGCCGACUUUGAUUUAAUUUCAUAGUUGUUAGUUUUGAAGUUGUAUGGUGAAGCCUAAAAGCCCUAAUCUCGGAAGUUUGGAACCUUCGAAAAAAAUAGAAUCUAAAAGAUGCUGUUAGGGAGAUUUGAGGUGGAGUUGUUCUGUUAAAUUUUAUGUUUUUAGUGUUAGGGUUAUGAUGGAGGUAAUCAUAGCUUAAGGAUAGAAACUGAAAGACAGAGUAUAGUACUAUGGAGGAUCUUUCCAAGUAUGCCCAUAGUCCUGUCCAUUUAGCUGUUGCCCAACUUGACUAUGCUGGGCUUAGGCGCAUUAUCUCGACUCUCCCUCAGCUUGCCAAGGCUGGCGAGGUUAAUACUGAAGCUGAAUCUCUUGAGGCUGAGCUUCAGGCUGAUGCUGUCUCAGCAGUCAUAGAUCGUCGUGAUGUCCCAGAUAGGGAGACUCCACUGCAUUUAGCAGUGCGUUUGCGAGAUCCAAUCUCAGCUGAGAUUUUAAUGGCAGCUGGAGCAGAUUGGAGCCUUCAAAAUGAGCAUGGCUGGAGUGCUUUGCAAGAAGCAGUAUGCACAAGGGAAGAGGCAAUUGCUAUGAUCAUUGCCCGACACUACCAGCCACUUGCUUGGGCAAAGUGGUGUCGUAGACUUCCCAGGAUUGUUGCUUCAGCAGCCCGUAUCCGUGACUUUUACAUGGAGAUAACUUUUCAUUUUGAAAGUUCUGUUAUUCCGUUUAUUAGUCGCAUUGCACCAUCAGACACUUACCAUAUUUGGAAGCGAGGUUCAAAUCUCCGUGCAGAUAUGACACUUGCUGGAUUUGAUGGGUUCCGUAUUCAAAGAUCAGACCAAACAUUUAUGUUUCUAGGGGAAGGAUACACUUCUGAGGAUGAUAAUCUCUGUCUUCCUCCGGGCUCUUUGAUUGUUCUUUCUCAUAAGGAAAAAGAAGCUACAAAUGCUUUGGAGGGGGCUGGUCAACAACCAACAGAAUCGGAGGUUGCUCAUGAAGUAGCAUUGAUGUCCCAAACGAAUAUGUAUAGGCCUGGUAUUGAUGUUACUCAGGCUGAGCUUGUUCCUAGUUUGAAUUGGAGGCGACAAGAGAAAAGUGAGAUGGUCGGGAACUGGAAGGCAAAAGUUCAUGAUAUGCUUCAUGUGACGGUGAGUGUGAAGUCAAGGAGGGUUCCUGGUGCAAUGACUGAUGAAGAGCUUUUUUCUGUAGAUGACGAAGAGAGGAUGGAAAAUGGCGGCGAAAAUGAUGCGUAUGAUGAUGUAUUAACAGCCGAAGAACGGAUGCAACUGGAUUCGGCACUUCGUAUGGGAAAUUCAGAUGGCCUUUGUGAUGAUGUCGUGCAUGGAGUCACUGACUGCGAAGAAAAUGGUUCAGGAGGUUCCCAUGAAAAUUGUGAAUCAAAUGGUGUUGCUAAGGAUAAGAAGAGUUGGUUUGGCUGGAAUAAGAAAGGCUCGAAGAAUAGUGAUAGUCCCGAGGAUUCAAAGAUUUUGAAGAAGUUCUCGAAAUUGGCCCCUGAAGGUAGCAGCAAUCAGAGACAAGUUGAUAGACACAAAUCAUCUUCAGAAAUUUCAAAGGAAGAUGUUGAUGGCAAGAAGGGUAAAGAUAAAGGCAGCAAGAAGAAGAAGAAGGGCCCCCCUAAUGAUGCUAAACAUGAGAGUGAGUACAAAAAGGGCUUAAGACCCGUUUUGUGGUUAACACCAGAUUUCCCUUUAAAGACAGAGGAACUUCUGCCUUUACUCGACAUAUUAGCCAACAAGGUCAAGGCUAUAAGAAGACUGAGAGAGCUUUUGACUACUAAACUGCCCUUGGGUACAUUUCCAGUCAAGGUUGCCAUACCGAUUGUCCCAACUAUUCGGGUACUUGUCACUUUCACGAAAUUUGAGGAGCUUCAACCUAUGGAGGAGUUCUCAACGCCUCUUUCCAGCCCUGCCCAUUUCCAGGAUUCCAAGUCAAGAGAAUCAGAGGGUUCAACAUCAUGGAUUUCAUGGAUGAGAGGGGCUCGUGGUGGCCAGGCAAGUGAUAGCGACAGUCACCGGUAUAAGGAUGAGAUCGAUCCUUUCCACAUACCCUCCCACUAUACCUGGGUCGAUGCCAACGAGAAAAAACGUCGUAUGAAAGCCAAAAAAGCGAAAAGCAAGAAGCACAAGAGGCAGGCCCCAUCAGCAGCAGCCAAAGGUGGGGACGGGGGCCAGCAGGGGAAUGAAGAGGUGGAAGAAUAAUUUUACACGGUCGUUAUUUCAGCCCCCUUCAAUGGCAUCAGCUGCAGACAAAAGGUAAGGCAACUCCCUGUACCCAUCUGACAUUUGGAAUUUCAUUUUCAGAAUGAUUGGUAGAGAGAUCACUGUGAUGUCUUCUUGUGUCGUUGUAUUGUUAUAUGAUUUGGAAUGGGGAGGGACGGAUUCUGCUCAUUUGAUUUCUUUAAAUAGCUUUGUUUCAAAUUCUAAAUUUUCGUGGACAUGAAAAUCUUUGUAUGCAAGUCAUUGAUCAUCAAGGUAUUUUUUUGGG
This is a messenger RNA of Hibiscus syriacus, 2956 nucleotides long. RefSeq lists its product as uncharacterized. The record is from RefSeq and is a predicted model, not a curated record. The transcript is spliced from 3 exons. The coding region runs from base 688 to 2670 and encodes 660 amino acids. Gene Ontology annotation, cellular component: cytoplasm. Gene Ontology annotation, molecular function: protein binding. Lineage: Eukaryota; Viridiplantae; Streptophyta; Magnoliopsida; Malvales; Malvaceae.